This is a messenger RNA of Leptopilina boulardi, 1061 nucleotides long. RefSeq lists its product as uncharacterized. The transcript has 2 exons. The record is from RefSeq and is a predicted model, not a curated record. Bases 166 to 1026 code for a protein of 286 amino acids. NCBI's taxonomy places the organism in Eukaryota, Metazoa, Arthropoda, Insecta, Hymenoptera, Figitidae.
AUAAAAUACUUUUUUUUUCUAUUUAUUAAUAAAUAUGUAUUUUAAUUUCGCAAAAUUAUAUUAAUUUUGAUGUUUUUUUUAAUGCAAACAAUUUUAAAUUUAUAAAUUAUUUAUCCACAUGGAAGGAAUAAAUAAAUUGUAACAAUCUUCAAUAAGUUUAAAAUCAUGAUUGAAUGGAUUGGAAUAAUUUGUUGCAGUUCCCUUAUUUCUUGCGUGUGCUCUCUAUUAACUACAUCUAUUUGUCUAACUGUAACUGGAGGAAAAUUACGAAGGAAAUCAAAAAAUCUUGCUAAUGAAAAAAGUCAAGAUGUCAUUCUAAAUAGUUCACGUGUCUCUAACACAUUGAAAACGAAUAAACUCGAUAAUAUUUCUCGACAAACGAGUCAAUCACCUAUUGUGUCUUCACGUAAACAGAGUUUUGAAAAAAACCAAUCAUCAUCAGAAUUUCAACAAAAAAGUGUUGAAUAUUUAAAGAAAAUGGAAAAUACAUCAAAAAAAGAUUUUUGUGAUAAUACAACGUGUAAAUAUUCAACAACAGCAAUUUCUGUUUGUUGUAAUAUUCCCACAGAAGCUGAAAUUCAAAAAAUAAUUGACGAAUUUAAUACUCUAUUUCGUCAAUAUAAUGAAAUAAUUUCAAAAAAUCCAAAACAAGAUAUUAAAAAUACACAGUCGUCAAUGAAAUUUCAUACAAAUAAAAUAGAUCAAAUAAAUGUUGGUGUCAUGACUGAUGAACAUGAAAAUCGAGAAAUUAUUAGUUAUAAAUCACAUUCAAAAAUUCGUAAAUGCAAAUGCACAAUAAAAAGACAUUCAAGCAAUCAAAGUGUUAAAACAAGAAAAAGUUGUAUUUGUAAUUUUAGAAAAAGUAAAAGUGACAUGUCAAUGAGAAAAGCACCAAGUUUAAAAAGUAUUAAUAAUUCAAAUUAUUUUGUAAAAUCACCAAUGUAUUCGAAGCAACAUAUUAAUUCAAAGCCAAAUUGGAUAUCAAAAACAAUGAAAAAAUUUAAGUCCAAAGAUGAUCGAAAAUAAAAAUUUUCAUUAAAUGCAAAUUUUCAUAGAAUAAA